AACUCAAACCAACAACUUCUUGGUAAUAACAUACAGAUCUAACACAGCUGGUGAAGUGAUGAAUUGAGGGAGGUCCCCCAACAAUGGAAAAGUUGGCUUGUAAGUGUUAGAGACCACGAUGGGGACAUGUGGCUCCGUAUAGGCCAGCAUGUGAGUUUGUAUUUGAAAAGAAAAAGAGAAGUGAUAUAUGCUGGAGGGUAGUUGCUUUGUAUCACUAGGACAAAAAGGCUUGGAAGAAAAGAAAAAGAAUCAAGGUUUACCCUAUCAUUAUGGGAAAAGCCUUUUCACAACUGGUCAAAUAGAACGAGUUCAUUCCCACAUAACAACAUAAAGAUAAGUCCUUAACCACCGCGGAAAAAGUAGGAGGACUGAGCUGAUUUCCUCUUUGGAAUUUAAAUCUAUUCCAUUCAAGUUCCUACAGUAUGGUCCUUAGGGAAAUCUCAUCAUUGAGCUUACCAAGUUCUCAAAUAUACCACGUUCUUUGUAUGAAAGAAAAUAAGUAAAUAGUGCGGCUUUAAAUUAUUUUUGUUGGUCAAUGAUGUAUUUGAGAAAACUAGAUUACUAGCUUCUCUGACAUGCCAGUGUAUUUAAAUUUUAAAAUAUAGUGGUCAUUACAAGAGUAGGAUUGCUCAGUUUCUCUUGGAAUCUCCAUGCUGUAACCACUUUGUAGCUGUGCAAAAUCUUGCCCGUACUUGUUGAUAAAAAAAAAGUUAAUCAAUCAAACAAGUUUUUGGGAAAACCAAAAAGAAACCGUGUAUAUCUGUAUACAACCUGCAAUAUACCCUAAGAUGCUAUCAAGUACUUAUAUUCUCUGGUGACUCAGGAACUCGGGAAUACAGAAAAUGAGUAAUUUUAUUUUUUCUAAUCCUAAAAUACACUACAUUAGUCAUUUUAACCCAGCCACCCACCACCCAGUUGGUGUGGUAAAAAACAAAAGAGUUACAAGGUAUUUGUAGUUGAUGCAUCAAAACCAGAAAAAAAAAAGUAGAACUAGAAGUCUAAAAGAAGAUCUACACACUGUAAUACUCAAGAGAAUAUUAUCGAGGAAGCCCACAUUCCAAUAGCUAGUUUCCUUUUCAUAGCAGCAAAACUUUAUACACUGACUCAUUCAAACAUUUGAAGGCCCAAGUAUGCAUACACAACUUUCUUUUUGCUUCAUAGACUGACCCAACACACUAUGAUCCAUGCCCCUCAUACAUCACUUUCACCACCAUUUUCUAGCCAGCAUGCAAGGAAAAAAAUUAUAAUAAAGCUAAAACUAUAAUCAUAUAAUGAGGUAGAAAGCAGCUCCCAUUCACAAAGUGGCCCACAUUUAACCCCAUGCAGUAAGUACUCAGUAGUAACAUUGUAACAAUUUAAAAGCAGCACACACCUCUCUCUUUCUGAAACUGUUUUACCUUAGUCCUACUCUCCAUUUUGUGAAAGAUGAUGCACUGGCCAACAAGGAAAACCAUGGCAAUAACUGUGGUGUUGCUUCAGCUGAGCUUUUCCUUUGAGAUCUUCUGUCUCUCUUAUCAUGCAGAUAGAAUUGUUCGGCUUCCUGGCCAACCCAACAUAGGCUUCCAACAGUUCUCAGGAUAUGUCACAGUUGAUGACAUGAAACACAAGGCUCUCUUUUACUAUUUUGUUGAAUCAGAAACUGAUCCAGCUUCAAAGCCUCUUGUUCUCUGGCUCAAUGGAGGACCUGGUUGUUCUUCUCUGGGAGUGGGUGCAUUCUCUGAAAAUGGACCUUUUAGACCCAAUGGGGAAGUUCUGAUAAAAAAUGAGUACAGUUGGAACAGAGAGACAAACAUGUUGUAUUUGGAGACACCAGUUGGAGUGGGGUUCUCUUAUGCUAAAGGUGGCUUCUCCUAUAAGAAUGUGAAUGAUGAGACAACAGCCAGGGACAAUCUUGUAUUCUUGCAACACUGGUUUAACAAGUUCCCUCAAUACAGACAGAGAGAUUUGUUUCUAGCAGGAGAAAGUUAUGCAGGGCAUUAUGUUCCACAACUUGCAAAGCUCAUGAUUGAAAUAAACAAAAAGGAGAAGAUAUUCAAUCUGAAAGGCAUAGCUUUGGGUAAUCCAGUUCUAGAAUAUGCCACAGACUUCAAUUCAAGGGCUGAGUUCUUCUGGUCUCACGGAUUGAUAUCAGAUUCAACGUACAAAUUGUUCACUACAGGUUGUAAUUAUUCCCGGUAUGUCAGUGAAUACUAUAGAGACUCAAUUUCGCCACUUUGUUCAAAGGUUAUGAGGCAAGUAAGCAGAGAAACCAGUAAAUUUGUGGACAAAUAUGAUGUCACCCUUGAUGUUUGCAUUUCCUCAGUGCUUUCACAAUCCAAAGCUUUUUGUCCUCAAGGCCAACAAACAAAUGAGAGCAUAGAUGUAUGUGUAGAUGACAAAGUUAGAAAUUACUUAAACCGAAAAGAUGUGCAAAAGGUUCUCCAUGCCAAGCUUGUUGGAGUUCGAAAGUGGGAUGUCUGCAGCAACAUUCUGGACUAUGAUAUGCUCAACCUGGAGGUACCAACACUUCCUGUUGUUGGAUCACUUAUAAAAGCUGGAGUUCGGGUCUUAAUUUACAGUGGAGAUCAAGAUUCAGUAAUUCCACUUACUGGAAGCCGCACCUUGGUUCAAAAGCUUGCUAGACAACUAAGGCUGAAUACAACAGUCCCUUAUAGAGUAUGGUUUGAAGGCCAGCAGGUUGGUGGAUGGACUCAAGUUUAUGGCAAUAUCCUCUCAUUUGCCACCGUAAGAGGUGCCUCCCAUGAAGUCCCUUUCUCACAGCCUCAAAGAUCGCUUGUUUUGUUCAAGUCAUUCUUGGAAGAUAAGCCCCUACCUGAAUUUUCUGAUAAAACUUAAGAUUUUUUUUUUCUAAUUUAGUUGAGAGAUUGUGAGUAAGCCUAAAAAUUGUACUAUAUAAUUAUUCAAGGAAUGUAUUAACAAUGUAGAAUCUCGAAGUAAAAAAGA
Messenger RNA from Cajanus cajan (pigeon pea), 2943 nucleotides. Its product is annotated as serine carboxypeptidase-like 45. Lineage: Eukaryota; Viridiplantae; Streptophyta; Magnoliopsida; Fabales; Fabaceae. The record is from RefSeq and is a predicted model, not a curated record. Gene Ontology annotation, biological process: proteolysis. Gene Ontology annotation, molecular function: serine-type carboxypeptidase activity. Gene Ontology annotation, cellular component: vacuole.